This is a messenger RNA of Neodiprion virginianus, 1416 nucleotides long. It is a transcript of the gene scrt, whose product is annotated as transcriptional repressor scratch 1. Bases 1 to 1416 code for a protein of 471 amino acids. Gene Ontology annotation, molecular function: DNA-binding transcription factor activity, RNA polymerase II-specific; RNA polymerase II cis-regulatory region sequence-specific DNA binding. NCBI's taxonomy places the organism in Eukaryota, Metazoa, Arthropoda, Insecta, Hymenoptera, Diprionidae. Gene Ontology annotation, biological process: regulation of DNA-templated transcription. The record is from RefSeq and is a predicted model, not a curated record. The transcript has 2 exons.
AUGCCGCGGUGUCUCAUGGCCAAGAAGUGGAAGGCCUACCCCUGGCCCGACCGGGAGGACGACUUUGAGACCGUCGACGACGAGCCGCAGCCUCCUCAUCGUCACCGGGAGGACGACGGAGCCCAGCCGUCGGAGGUCAACCAGAAACGGAUCAACCCCGUUAGAUCCGAGGCCGAGGACGAGGAGAUCGACGUCGUCGGCGAUGCCGACGGCAGGACGCCACCCCAGACUUGCUGGGGUCCCCACAGCCCCACCGCUGGAGCAACGGCGCCGAGUCCGCCGCCGUUGAACGCUUCCGGGGCGCUUUACUACCACGGUUACACCCCGGAGACAUGGAUCGGGCACGAGGAGCCUCCGAAGUACGCGACGCUGCGUUCGGCCGCAGAACUUCAGGGGAUCGAGCCAUCGUCGCCUCGAGCGGAGAGUCCAGAUGCCGUGGUACCAAGUUCCGGAGGAGGUGGUGGAUUUCCGGCGGUCGUUCCGCCGCGUAAGAGCCUGGCGAUGUGCUUCACGAGCACCGGAGUCGCACUCUCGCUGCCGCCUAAGAAGAAGGACAUCUACAGACCGUACAGCCUGCAGUCGGCGUUGCAGCAGCAGCAGCCUGCGGAGAUUCGAACGCCGGCGGAAGAGGACCUUUCCGCCGCCCAGGCGAUCCUCGACCUGAGCGCCUCGCCCGCCGCACCCAGCCACUCCGUCUUCGUCCAUACCUUGACGCAGCCGGACGUCGCCGCCGUCGCGGCGCCCCCGACGCUUCCAGUCCUCGCUUCGCCGUCUCCGGGGGACGCGGCAGGAGUAGGGGGGGCGCGUCAGGAGCCACAGUCGCCGGCGAUCGCGGAGAACAAGACGGUCGCCUACACCUACGAGGCCUUCUUCGUGUCGGACGGGAGGUCGAAGAAGCGGACGGUGCAGAACGCGGCGGUGCCGGAAAAGGAGGCGACGCAACCGGACCGCCCGAAGUACACGUGCACGGAGUGCGGCAAGCAGUACGCGACCUCCUCGAACCUCUCGAGGCACAAGCAGACCCACCGCAGCCUCGACUCUCAGUCGGCAAAGAAGUGCAUCCACUGCGGGAAGGCCUACGUCAGCAUGCCGGCACUCGCGAUGCACGUCCUCACCCACAAGCUCGCCCACAGCUGCGGCGUGUGCGGGAAAAUGUUCUCCAGGCCCUGGCUGCUCCAGGGACACCUGCGCAGUCACACGGGCGAGAAACCCUACGGAUGCGCUCACUGCGGCAAGGCCUUCGCCGACAGGUCGAACCUCAGGGCCCACAUGCAGACCCACUCCUCGGACAAGAACUACGAGUGCUCGAGGUGCCGCAAGACCUUCGCCCUCAAGUCGUACCUCAACAAGCACCUCGAGUCCGCCUGUCUCAGAGACGAGGACGCCGCUCCUCCGGCAUCCGGAAACAGGUUGUAG